AUGGAUCCAAACCAGCAAAAUUUUUGGAUUAACUCUCAACAUUCUGAUAAUUCUCAGUAUAUCCCUGAAAAUGUUCAAACCUCACAAAAAACCUCAAGAACCGACCAUCCAUGGCACAAUAAAGAAGAUUUGGCUUUAAUGUCGGCAUGGGUUUUUGUUAGUGAAGACCCUACUCGUGGCAAAAACCAAAAGAAGGGAGCGCUAUUUUCACGAGUGAAAAAAUACUAUGAUGAAACUCGAGAAGAAAAUCCAGAAGGAAUGCGCGAAAGGAACGAAAAUCAAAUGAAAGGUCGUUGGACGCAACUUAACGAAAUUGCAAACAAAUGGGUUGCUGCUUACAAAGAAGCAUAUCGUCAAAAAAGAAGUGGAAUGAGUAUGGCAGAUGUUGAGAAAGGAGCUCAUGCAAUUUAUGAGGGGGGUGGGAAAAAGUUUUUAGACUUGCUUGUAUUCAACCAAGUUAUGUGUAAACAUCCCAAGUGGAAAAUAAAGUUAGACUGUGACACUACACGUUCUCGUACGGAAUAUGAAAUGGGUUGUGAAGAUAGUGGUGGAAGCACGAAAAGGUCUAAAACUACGGAAGAAGAAGACACCGACCAAGAAUCUCCGAUUGUUGGUCGUUCAACGAUUCAGCGUCCUACGAUUAGAGAUGCGGCAAAAAAGAGAGGAAAAGGUAAGACAUCACAAUCUUCUUCAUUUUCUAAUGAUUUUUCUACAGAACUUCAUGCAAUGACGAUUACAAGAAACAAUGAAGUUGAACUUUUGACAAAAAAACUGAACUUUGACAAAGAAAAAUUUGAUGUCCAUCAACACCACAAAAAUCUACGUAUACUGAUGGCGAAAGAACAUCUGUCACCGGCAGAGGAGGCKUUGAAAGAACGUYUUUUGGCAAUGUUGUAUGGAUAG
Molecule: messenger RNA, 903 nt
Organism: Cynara cardunculus var. scolymus (artichoke)
Lineage: Eukaryota; Viridiplantae; Streptophyta; Magnoliopsida; Asterales; Asteraceae
Exons: 1
Coding region: 1-903 (300 amino acids)
Source: RefSeq, a predicted model, not a curated record